Candidozyma pseudohaemuli is the source of this 858-nucleotide messenger RNA. RefSeq names its product RNA-binding protein. The record is from RefSeq and is a predicted model, not a curated record. The coding region runs from base 1 to 858 and encodes 285 amino acids. The transcript has a single exon. Gene Ontology annotation, molecular function: mRNA binding. Gene Ontology annotation, cellular component: cytoplasm; ribonucleoprotein complex; nucleus. Lineage: Eukaryota; Fungi; Ascomycota; Pichiomycetes; Serinales; Metschnikowiaceae.
AUGUCCAAGCCAAUCAUUGAAGAAAGACUCUACAUCGGAAACAUCGACUACUCAGUCACGGAAGAUGAUCUCCGGGCGUACUACGAAGGCUUGCUGGUCGAGCAGGUGGAGCUCCCCACCAAGACACUCUUCAAACACCUGAAGACCAAAAAGCCCAUAAUCAGAACGCUAGGGUUCGGAUUUGUCCAGUUCGCUUCGAAGGACGAGGCCGACCAGGCUUUGGAGAAGACUGACGGCAAGGAGAUCAAAGGCAGGACGGUUUUCGCCAAAAAGGCGCAUCCUCCACCAACCGAGGAAGAGAGGAAAGAGAGAGCCGAGGACUGGAAGAAGUUCAAGCAGGAGAGAAAGGCCAGAAGAGAAGGUGUGAAGCCAGAGGCUGCUGCCGAGAAGAAGGCCGAUAAGCCAGCUGAGGCUGCUCCUUCCAAUGGUCCUCGUAAGAAGAAGCAGGAUACGAACAAGACGCCUCAGGGUGUGCCUUCGGAGGACACUGUUUUCGUGACAAACUUGGACUUCAAGGCCACUUCCGAACUGUUACAUGAGACGUUCGAGCCAUUGAACCCCAAGUGGGUCCAUGUGCCACCAAAGAGAGUGCCUCGUUACCUUCUUAAACAAAUCAAGCAGAACCACAAGCCAUUGUACAACAGAGGCAUUGCUUUUGUUAAGUUCUCGGAUCACGAGUCUCAGCAGCGUGCCAUUGCUGAGUUCAAUGGCACUGAAGUCAACGGGAGACAGAUAAUCGUGGAGGCUGCUGUGAACAGACCUGAGUCUGAGGAGCCAGAGGAGGCCAAGGAGGCCGAGGAGACUGCCACGGGUAACGAGGCUGUUGAGGAGGCUGCUGCCCUUGAGGAGGCUGCCUAA